UUUUGUCUUUUUUUCAGCUGCAAUAUAACAUGGAAGCAAAGUAGAGAAGUGUAGCAGUGUGAGAGUGAGGAGUUUGACAUGGAAGUUGGUCAAAUUCGAGGUUCAGCGGUUUAUCUCCACCGUGGCCAUCAUCGGAGAAGUUUGAGUGUCUCAUUGUCAAUAGCCCCACCAAAAUCUGAAAAGCGCAUAUUCAUGUUAGGAAUGGGAUUCGUGGGGCAAACACUCGCACGCAAACUCCACAACCAAGGAUGGGUUGUGUCUGGGACUUGUACAAACCAUGUGAAGAAGAAGCAGCUUGAGGAUAUGGGGUUUCAUGUUCACCUCUUUGAUGCAAACUACCCUGAUCUGAAUGUCCUACAACUACUGAAGAAUUACACUCACUUUCUUGUUUCUGUCCCUCCUAUGUUGGGCAUUGGUGACCCGAUGCUUCAGCAUGAAGAACUUAUAAGAAGCUCGUUAGUCAAUGGGGAUAUGCAGUGGCUCUGUUACUUGUCUUCAACUAGCGUUUAUGGAGACUGCGGCGGUGAAUUGGUGGAUGAGGAUUAUCCAACAAAUCCUGAAAAUGAGUUGGCUAAAUUAAGGUUAGCUUCUGAGGAAGGCUGGUCAAAUUUGGCUCACUGUCUUGGGUUCUCACCACUAAUAUUUCGAUUAGGAGGAAUCUACGGCCCUCGGAGAAGUGCUAUUGAUACAUUAAUCAAGCAAAAGCCCUUAUCAGAAGGUCAGAAGAGGCGAACACAUCGAAAGUACACGUCCAGAGUUCAUGUGGAGGAUAUCUGUCAGGCACUUAUGGCUACUAUUGAUAAACCUCCCCCCAGGGAAGUUUACAAUAUCGUUGAUGAUGAUCCUGCUCCAAGAGAAGAAGUAUUUGAAAAUGCAAGAAAAUUGGUGGAGAAAAAGUGGCCAGGCUUGAACCUACAACCGCUGGAGCAGAAAGACAGGUCUAUUGUAGAAACAAGAAAUUUAAAGGGCGAGAAGCGAGUGUCUAAUGCUCGAAUGAAGAACGAACUAGGGGUGCAGUUACUUCACCCAGAUUACAGAUCAGGACUGCAAAGUAUAAUUGACCAGAUUGAGAGCCCUUUCUAAUGCUACUCAUCUUAUUUUUGUCUAAUAAAUAUGCGGGCAAUUGACUCAUUUCCAUGCCCAGUCAUGAUUACAUAUCACAUCAUGUUUGUGUUGAAGGUUAAAAGUAAACAAACACUUCAGGAUCAGGAGGAUAAAUAGUUCUACCAUCUAACAUGAAACUGUUGAGUUCUUAAUUUAUUUCUCCCAUUUUCUUCUGUA
Lotus japonicus is the source of this 1281-nucleotide messenger RNA. RefSeq lists its product as uncharacterized. Bases 79 to 1083 code for a protein of 334 amino acids. The transcript has 8 exons. The record is from RefSeq and is a predicted model, not a curated record. Lineage: Eukaryota; Viridiplantae; Streptophyta; Magnoliopsida; Fabales; Fabaceae.